Molecule: messenger RNA, 1836 nt
Organism: Metarhizium album ARSEF 1941
Lineage: Eukaryota; Fungi; Ascomycota; Sordariomycetes; Hypocreales; Clavicipitaceae
Product: ankyrin repeat and BTB/POZ domain-containing protein 1
Exons: 3
Coding region: 1-1836 (611 amino acids)
Cellular component (GO): cytoplasm; ubiquitin ligase complex
Molecular function (GO): protein binding
Source: RefSeq, a predicted model, not a curated record
AUGGUGCUCCGUAAGCACGAAUUGGAGGGGAAGCUGGGCGAGGAGAGCGCCAUGAUCAAGAGCGGCGUGCUGCGCGACGAGAACCCCCUCGACCAGAGCGAGGGGUUUGACGAAUUCCUGCUGGCCUGCAGACACGGCGACUUGCGCCGGUGCCAGGAGCUCAUCGGCCGGGGCGUCAACAUCAACGGCAAAGACCGGUUCGACUACACGCCACUCAUCAUUGCCAGCCUCUGCGGACAUUACGAGCUCGUCCAGCUGUUGCUAGACUCAGGCGCGCUCGCGGAACGCAACACGUUCCAGGGCGAGCGCUGCAUAUACAACGCCCUCAACGACAGGAUUCGAAACCUCCUCCUCCAGUACGACUUCUCCAAGUCGUCAGACCCCUACGUCUACUGGUCCGCCCACGUCUCGAGCCUCCUCACCCGCUCCGCGCCAAGCACGUCAGACAUGUCGCUCACCUCGGGCUCGCGCACCUUCAACCUGCACAGGUUCCUCCUGGCGUCGAGGACGCCCUACUUCCGCACGAAGCUGGAGGCGCAGCCCGAGACCCCCUCGUGGCAUCUCGCCAGCACCGUGCCCGUGGAAGCCGUCCAGAUCGUCCUGCGCUACCUGUACCUCGGCGACCUGCCCAGAGACCUGGUCCCCCCCGGCAGCCGCGCCUCCGAGGAGGACGUCGUCAGGGGCCUGGACAAGAUCAGCAAGCAGCUCGAGGUCGAGCACCUCUGGGAGGCCAUCAUGGCCACCAGCGACCGCCGGCUCGCGCGCCAGCGCCGCCAGGAGGAGGAGCAGCGCGCCCUCAAGCAGGUGGGCGACUUCUUCCGCGCCAAGGUCCUGGGCAACAAGAUGGUCGUCGACACGGCGCGCGUCCACGACACCAGGUGGAAGCUCGGCAACGCCGCGUUCGCAGACGUGCUCCUGCGCGCCGACGAACCGCCCGCCCCCGGCGCCGGCAGACGGCCUCGCAAGUCCGCCCUGUACCCCGUCCACAAGGCCAUGCUCAUCCGCAGCGGGUACUUUGACAGGAUGUUCUCGGGGAGCUUUGUCGAGUCCCGCCGCUCCGAGGACCUGCGCGUCGUCACCGUCGACUGCGCGCCCCCGGUCCUCGAGCUCGUCCUCGCCUUCUUGUACACGGAGAGCACCGCGUGUCCGCUCCAACACGCCCUGGACCUGCUGUACACGGCAGACAUGCUCCUCCUGGACACGCUCAAGAACAAGGCUGCGCAGGCAAUCAGCACCCUGGGAAGCGCCACCUCAAACGUCCUCGUCGACCGCACCCACAGGCACACCAACGGCCAGGCCAACGGGACCAGGCACGCGGAGCGGCAGGCGGAAAUGGUCGAGGCGGAACCCAUCAAUAUAUACAACGUCAUCCACGCAGCUUGGGAUCUUGGCGUGCAGAGGCUGGAAGAAUUUGCGGCGCGCUACUUGGCCACCAGGUUGGAAGACUAUAUCGACGACCCUGAUUUUCAGGAACUUAUCCGUGAGAGUGCGGCGCGAAUCCAGCGUCGCGAGGAGACGGAUACGAUUGAGUUGCUAGAUGACAUACGAUUCUAUUUAUCAGAGCGUUUCAGAUUACGUUUUGAAGAUGCUGGGCUGGACGACAUGAUGAUGGAUCAAGAUGGGAAAAUUGACGUCGAGGCGGCCGUGUCCUCGCCAGAACGGGGGGACGUCGUGGUGACUGGACAUGGGGCACGCAGUGGAGCAGAGAACGACGGGGUUGUCGAGACUUUGCAUGGUGACAUGGCCGAGGAUGAGUUUGUGUCGGAUGCUAUCAAUUAUCAGAUCCUGUUGGGCAAGAUCGACGCCAUGCUGGAACGGCUGAAAUUGGAUGCCUAG